GAGCGACCCCCAACCAGCAGCCCCAUGACGGCAGCGGCAGCGGCGGCGGCGAUGUACAGCAAGGCAGAGACCUUGGAGCUGCGGAGGAAGCACAUCGGGCCAUCAUGCAAAGUUUUCUUUGCUAAGGAUCCCAUUAAGAUUGUGAGUGCUUAUGGGCAGUACAUGUUCGAUGAGAAUGGAGAGAAGUAUUUGGACUGCAUUAACAACGUAGCACAUGUGGGGCACAGCCAUCCACAGGUGACCAAGGCAGCAACAAAGCAGAUGGAAUUACUCAACACCAAUUCUCGAUUCCUGCACGACAAUCUGGUGGAGUAUGCCAAGCGUCUCACAGCUACCUUGCCAGAAGAGCUCUCUGUUUGCUACUUUGUGAACUCUGGGUCUGAAGCCAAUGAUCUGGCAUUGCGCCUCGCUCGGCAGUAUACUGGCCAUCAAGACGUGAUUACUCUUGACCAUGCUUAUCAUGGCCAUGUUACUUCCUUGAUUGACAUCAGUCCAUAUAAAUUUAAUCAGCUGGGGAAGGAGGGGAAAAAGGAUUUCGUACAUGUGGCUCCUUCUCCCGAUAUCUACAGAGGAAAAUACAGGGAGGACCAUCAAGAUCCAGGAAGUGCUUAUGCUGAUGAUGUGAAAAACAUUAUUGAAGAGGCCCAGAAGAAUGGCCACAAGAUUGCCGCCUUUAUUGCUGAGUCCAUGCAGAGUUGCGGAGGCCAAGUAAUUCCACCCGCAGGCUACUUCCAGAAAGUGGCAGAAACUGUCCACAAAGCGGGUGGUGUGUUCAUAGCUGAUGAAGUCCAGGUUGGUUUCGGUCGAGUUGGGAAACAUUUCUGGGGUUUUGAGCUACAAGGUGAAGAUUUUGUGCCUGACAUUGUCACCAUGGGAAAACCAAUUGGCAAUGGCCAUCCAAUGUCUUGCGUAGUUACAACGAGACAGAUUGCUGAAGCCUUUGGUGCCUCUGGAUUGGAAUACUUCAACACUUUUGGAGGUAAUCCAGUAUCCUGUGCAAUUGGCCUGGCUGUAUUGGAUGUCAUUGAAAAAGAAAAUCUCCGAAGAAAUGCCACAGAAGUUGGAAAUUACCUCACAGAGCUAUUGAAGGAACAAAAGGAAAAACACCCACUGGUGGGAGAUGUCAGAGGAGUUGGUUUGUUUGUUGGAGUGGAUCUAGUGAAGGAUCAGCAGAAGAGAACACCUGCCACUGCUGAGGCUCAACAUAUCAUCUACAAGCUGAAGGAACGGAAGAUUCUUUUGAGUGCUGAUGGGCCUUACAGAAACAUCUUGAAAUUUAAGCCACCUAUGUGUUUCUCUAAGGAAGAUGCAAAGUUUGUAGUCGAUCAGAUUGAUGAACUCCUCACAGAUCUAGAAGAAGCAACUGGAAUCACGACCAGGAACAGACCACCUACAACCACACAAUAUAAAAGAAAGGUGCCUACUGAAGGAAGCUCUCAGCUAGAGGGUCUCAGUGAGAGCAUCAGCCAUAUAAAUGGAAGUGCCUGCAGGCAAGAAAAUGGGUUUUGUGCCGAAAGUCACACAGUGCCUUGCAAAAGGAUCAGGACAUGAAGACUUAAUUAAAAACGAAAUAGCAACAUGUGGUUGGGAAUAUUUCAUGGAUGAAUGGAAGUCUGCAAUACUUCUUCUUUUAAUAUGUCUUAUGCACAGCUGCUUGAUUAUUCAGGGCCAAAUCCAGCUUGAUACCCUUUUGCACCCUGGUUCAGCUAGUGAGAUCUGCAUACAUCAGCAUAUUUGUGAGUGCCUCUCUCUUGCUGAAUCAGAGGAAAUAACUGAAUGUUCAUCCAGGCAUACACUAGAAUAAGGAUCACUGUGAAGUGAGGAUUCCAUUUAUCUGUACCACAUAGGAUUCAACUGAAUGUACAUUCAAAUACUAAGGCCUCAGAUUCAGUGGAAGCUCACAGGAGCACAGCUCCUGAACCUUUCUGAGAGUUCCACCUCCUCCUUCUGCGAGUUCCAUCUGCUUGUCCAUUGAAUAUUAUAUGCAGCUGCAUAACAAUCCCUGGAUGAGCUCCACAACCUGUUUUUCUACAAAAUGACCCCUGCAAAUACCCAUCAAUUCACCGAGCUGGACCAGGGUACUGGGCUGCAAUCCUACAUACAGAAAGGAUGGCAAAAUUAAGCAAAAUGUUACAUUUAACAGGAUAUUUAUAUACCGUUUUCACUGUCAGACUUGACACACACUGAAGGUAUAUGUGUAUAUGUAUAUGUAUAUAGAUAAAGACAGCGACUUAAUUGUAUUAACAUGAUAGGAACUGAUUUCUGUAUGAUCUAAACUUCAGGGAGGAUGCUCUGAAGCUGCAAUACAGACAUUAUUUAAUCCUUUCGACCAAGAUGCCUAGCAGAGAUUUUGACUCAUCUGUCAUCUUCUGAACCCUCAAUGUAUAACAUUGAGAUAUGAAUUAUUUCCCAUGUUUUAAUGGCUAAUUUUUUAAUAUUAUUAAAUAAUAUUAUGACAUUAUUAAACAUUCAUGCCAGGGCUCAAAUAAAAUAAAAUGUAUUAGUAAAACAAAAACAGGUAAUAUUCCAAAUUCCCACAUUCAGAUUCAAAGCAGGUAAAUAAGAAUAAACCAGUUAUUGCCCUUCAGUCCAGCAGACUGUGCAUGGAACAGCCGGGUCUAUUGGUAUGUAGCUUUUUAAAAAAAAUGCUGCAGUCCCACCAUUCCGCUUUCAAGCAGGACAGGGGAAUGAAUCCAGGUCUUUCCUUCUCUCUUUUGGGAAGGGCUGCCUACAAAGUUCCUUUUCCAUUGAACUGUACUGUGGUCCACUCAGCACCAUCUGCAUGUUUGAUGAUACUCAGUUCAAUGUUUCCGAUACACAUACAAUCCCUUAAUGGGAUAUGUUUUAUACUGAUCACUGAACAUUUUUGUAUUAUUGGUUGUAUAAUAUGACUAGACAGCUUAUUAACUGUAUAUUAUGACUGAAUAAUGUAUGCCUAUGUUUAGACUAUGCGUUUUAAUUUUUUAUGUUUGGGAAUUGUUACUUUAAUGGUAUCUGCCUUCCUUAUGGACUUUGGUAGCAUGCCAGUUAAGUUUUUCAUUUACCAGUAGAUAUUGUUUAUUCCAAAGAAUAAAGGCUAUUUUAAUCUCUGA
Molecule: messenger RNA, 3092 nt
Organism: Heteronotia binoei (common prickly gecko)
Lineage: Eukaryota; Metazoa; Chordata; Lepidosauria; Squamata; Gekkonidae
Gene: ETNPPL
Product: ethanolamine-phosphate phospho-lyase
Exons: 13
Coding region: 25-1551 (508 amino acids)
Cellular component (GO): mitochondrion
Molecular function (GO): ethanolamine-phosphate phospho-lyase activity; transaminase activity; pyridoxal phosphate binding
Source: RefSeq, a predicted model, not a curated record